Molecule: messenger RNA, 492 nt
Organism: Acanthosepion pharaonis
Lineage: Eukaryota; Metazoa; Mollusca; Cephalopoda; Sepiida; Sepiidae
Source: the annotation of a GenBank genome assembly
AUGAAGCAUCUGGGGAAUUUGGCGUUGGAACAAUCGCGUCAUGUACGAUCUAAGGAAACCGAUGGAGAAAUUUCUAUCAAUCUAUCUCAGCCUGUUCAUAUCUAUCUAUCUAUCUAUCUAUCUAUCUAUCUAUCUAUCUAUCUCAGCCUGUUCAUAUCUAUCUCAGCCUGUUCAUAUCUAUCUCGGCUUGUUCAUAUCUAUCUAUCUAUCUCAGCCUGUUCAUAUCUAUCUAUCUAUCUAUCUAUCUAUCUAUCUAUGAACGAGCAGCAGGGCUGGGAACGAGCAGCAGGGCUGGGGACGUCAUUCUACCUAUCUAUCUAUCUAUCUAUCUAUCUAUCUAUCUAUCUAUCUCAGCCUGUUCAUAUCUAUCUAUCUAUCUAUCUAUCUAUCUAUCUAUCUAUCUCAGCCUGUUCAUAUCUAUCUCGGCCUGUUCAUAUCUAUCUAUCUCGGCUUGUUCAUAUAUAUAUACAUCGUGUCAAACAUCCCCUUUAA